UGCCUGGACUUCACUUUGCGUAGGUGUAACACCGGUUGUCUUAUUUGUCUGGAUAAUUAGCGGAAUAGUCCGACUUCAGAUCUGUUGUCACAAAAUUCAUGAAUUCCUUUCCCAUCAAAAUCUCUUCUGCUGAAGCGGGUAAAUGAUUAUUUCCAUAUACCAUGUUUCGAGGGCUAGCGAAGUCUUAGAAAGGAUUUAUUAUAUGAUGUGUAGAUAGUCACACGAAGACACAAAAAAAGCUCCAGUCUUGAUAGUUGACUGCAGAAGAAUCCACAAAGCAUUCAUACUAUCUAUCUAACUAAAAUAUAAAUCUAUCUAAAUAAGGAACAUCAAGCGUAUACGUUAUUAAAAAAAAAAAAUGCUACCCAGCACUCGUAUCCAGCGUAUUUUUAGGAUCAUUUACAGGCAAAGCCGACUUGGUCAUACUAAAAAGCCGCUGAAAGCGGCUCAAUUGAGAGGAAAAACAGUUUUUGUGUGCCGACAGAGCCAACAACAGGCUGAUUUUGGCCAAUUAAGCAACGCGUGGGUGGGUGUUGAGCAGAGUUGAACAAAAUCAAUCGUAUGCCACAUGCGCAGUGGCGGGCGUGGUGAGAAAAAUGCCAGGACAUGGGCAUAGCCAAAAUAUGUCCAGCAGGACAACAGUCCACAGGAAAAACAGUUUAAAUAAAUGGCAAAAAGGAUAAUUCGAAGCACGUUAAUAAAGCAUUACCAAGUGAAGUUUUGCCGUUGAAUAACCAGCACACAAACACACACGAAAGUGGAAACCCACGGCACAGUGCAUAGUUUUGGGUUUUGGGUCACAAAUAUGCCAUCAAGUGCGGCAACUUGUGCCUGUUGUCUAUCGAUUUGUGUGUAAAACUCUUUCCCACGAAGCUGCUGCUGCAACGUGCACCCUGCAACCAGCAGUCCCAACAAAUGCAAAUAAUGCAAACGCCACCCACACUGAGAGACGAUUAAUUGCAGCAAAAACUGCAGCUAAGCUGAAAGCGGCAACCCAACCGGAAAUCGCAGCAAUAAACAAACCCCCCAAAAGGAACCAGAAUGGACGUGGGUGGACAGGAGACUACCUAUGAGCCGCUGGACCGUGACAGGGGUGGCAGUAUUCCGGCCGGCGAGGGCGGCCGCCGACAUCCUGCCAGCAUGGACAGUCCCGAGUAUGAGACGCGUGCUCCCAAGGAUCAGCGGCGCGCUGUGUAUCUGGCCUUGAUGGCAGCGGGCAUUGGCUUUGUUUUGCCCUACAAUAGUUUUAUAAUCGCCGCGGAUUACUGGCAGGGACGCUUUCCCGGUCGACAUGUGGCCCUGGACAUGUCCAUGACAUACAUCUUUGUCGCCUUUGCCACGGUAUUGCUGAACAACAUUGUGCUCUCGCUGGCUCCCUUCCAGAAGCGCGUAAUUUUCGGCUAUAUGGUGUCGUUUACCACCCUCGUGUUUGUGGCCGUGUGCGAGGUAGCCUGGCAUAUGUUUGCCACGAAUACCGCAUAUUUGGUGAACAUGUCCGCUGUGGCGCUGACUGCCAUCGGCUGCACGGUGCAACAGUCUAGCUUUUAUGGAUUCGCCUCGAUGCUGCCGCAGCAGUAUACGCAGGCUGUGAUGGCCGGCGAGAGCAUUGCCGGAUUUCUAGUGUCUUCCAAUCGGGUGGUGACCAAGCUGCUCAUCAACAACGAUCGCGUGUCCACGGUCAUCUUCUUUCUGACAUCGACGCUGUACAUAAUCUUCAGCUAUCUGCUGCACCGGGCCACCAUCAAUUCGCCCUUUGUGCGCUACCAUGUGGAGGCCUGCUCCAAGAUUAUUCUGCGGCCGGAUGAGCAGGAGAUUGAUGGCGUCCCAAGCACCACGCAUUAUGGAGUGCUCUCCAUGGAUGGAACACACACCACCACGACCAUAUCGGGUGGCCAUGCGGCUGCCAGCAACACGCUCAGCUUCAGUAAUCCGGUGUACGAGCUGUCCAAUCCCACGGCCGGCGAGAGCAGCAUCGAGGCACUCGGCCAGCUGCCAUCGGAUCUGCCGUCGACGCCUCAUGAGCUGACCACGCCCACCACAGUUGCGUUCAAGGUGGAGCACGUGAUCCAGCCGCGUCGCUGCAGGCCGAGCAAACUGAGCGACAUACGCGAGGGAUUUGUGGCCAGGUGGCGCGUGGCACAGGUCAUCUAUCCGUAUAUGGUGUGCAUUGCCCUGGCCUACUGCGUCACCCUGUCCCUGUAUCCGGGCAUCGAUGUGGAGGUGCAGUCGUGUGCCCUCGGCUCCUGGAUGCCCGUCCUGCUGAUGUUCUGCUUCAACCUGUCGGAUGUGGCCGGUAAGAUGCUAGCCGCCAGUCCGUAUCCUUGGUCACGCCGUCAGCUCAUACUGUUGUCGGGCCUGCGAAUCGUGCUCGUGCCCCUGCUACUGCUUUGCUGUGCGCCGCGUCAGCGUCCCGUCAUAUCCGGAGAGACGGCGCCGUUUGUCUUCACCAUCGCCUUGGGAAUUACCAACGGAUUGGCCGGGAGUCUGCCCAUGAUACUGGCGCCGGCCAAGGUGCCGGGCACGCUCAAAGAGGUCACGGGCAACAUAAUGACGCUCUCCUACAAUGUGGGGCUGACCGUUGGCUCCCUGAUUGGCUACGUGUUUGAGAGCAUGCUGGGGCCGCAGCUUUUGAAUCCCUGCCCCUCGUUUCCGUAUGUGCCUGUGUCGAUGCUGGAACACAUUCACGGCCAUGGCCACGGCCAUAUGCCGCCCCUGCCGCUGACCAGCAGCACCACCGUCCCUCCCACAACCAGCACAAGCGCAGCCACGUCGCUGGUUCCGCUCCUGCUAAAUGCAACGAUUGCGACCCUAACUGGAGCAGCCGCCAGCAGCAGCAGCAGCAGCAGUGUUAGUCCUCUAACCGAGAGCACCAGUUCCAUGGGCACCACAGCCAGCCCGGCCUUGGCCACGGUCAUAACCACCACAGCCCUGGCUCUGUACAGCACCGUGGCUGGCAGCAGUGCUGAGGUGAUCAAUGCCACCAUGUCUACCUUUCUGUCUACGGUGAGCACUUCGGUGGGGGAUAUUAGUGAUGAGUUGGCUGGGGCUAUGACCACAGAUCCACAGACCCCAGAGGCUUUGCUUGAGAAUAUUUAAACGGGCAUUUGAUCGACUGAUUGCAAGGCUUACAAGAGAAACUCUAUUUACUUGUUACUUGAGCUCUAAAUCUGAAUCUCAGCUCUGUCUACUCUCUACCAUAUCCCUUUCAAACUUAUUUUUAUGUAGUUUCAAUGAUUGAUUAAAACCUUUCCACAGGAAGAAAACUCUUGUGAAAUGGGUUACUUAGAUAUAUAUUCCACUCUGCAGAAAGAAAGGGAGAUAGAGAUAGAGUUAGAGAGCUAGAGAGAGAUUGUGAAUAGAGAAACAUCCCAUAAAAUAAUAUAGAGAAACAUUUUCUUUUCUCUAAAAUACGCAAAAAUUCUUCAGAAUUCUAUUCGAAAGUUAUAAGAGAAAGUGUUCAAAGAUGGUUCUUCUUGUCGUAGAUGGCGUCUAGAUUUCGUAGAUAUCAUGGUUAAAGUGCCUACGGAUUCGAAAUAUUUAAAGAUAUUUUAAUUCUUAUAAAAAGCUCUGCUUCAAUGAUACUCUGAAAUCUUUUUCGAAAUUUACAAAAUUGAUUUGACUUGCCCACAAAAUAUCUGUCAGCUCAAAAAAGUUAUUAAAACUAGAAUAUACUCGUAAAAUGCAAAUAGCAUUUGCCGUAAGCAAAACUACUCUUGUCUGUA
Drosophila obscura is the source of this 3722-nucleotide messenger RNA. RefSeq names its product equilibrative nucleoside transporter 4 (gene Ent3). The transcript is spliced from 3 exons. Bases 1042 to 3096 code for a protein of 684 amino acids. The record is from RefSeq and is a predicted model, not a curated record. Gene Ontology annotation, molecular function: monoamine transmembrane transporter activity; nucleoside transmembrane transporter activity. Gene Ontology annotation, biological process: nucleoside transmembrane transport. Gene Ontology annotation, cellular component: plasma membrane. NCBI's taxonomy places the organism in Eukaryota, Metazoa, Arthropoda, Insecta, Diptera, Drosophilidae.